Molecule: messenger RNA, 639 nt
Organism: Pongo pygmaeus (Bornean orangutan)
Lineage: Eukaryota; Metazoa; Chordata; Mammalia; Primates; Hominidae
Product: embryonic testis differentiation protein homolog B-like
Exons: 2
Coding region: 332-511 (59 amino acids)
Source: RefSeq, a predicted model, not a curated record
AGGAUGCUGCCAAAGGAGAUUAGCAUUUGAAUAAGUGGGCUAGGGAAGGCAGACCCACCCUUAAUCUGGUGGGCACAAUCUAAUCAGCUGCCAGCAAAUAUAAAGCAGGCAGAGAAAUGUGAACGGUUGAGACGGGCCUGGCCUCCUAGUCUACAUCUUUCUCCCCUGCUGGAUGCUUCCCACCCUCGAACAUCAGACUCCAAGUUCUUCAAUUUUGGGACUCAGACUGACUCUCCUUGCUCCUCAGCUCGCAGACAGCCUAUUGUGGGACCUUGUGAUCAUGCUUUCUUAGUUGAGCUGUCUUCCUGAGGUUGUUUGGAGCCGUUGCGUCAUGGAUAUAGAACCCCCUAAAGCCAGUCCCAACAAGCUUGCACUGAACAUCAAGAAGCCUGACAAGUCCUUCAAAUGCAAGAAGCCCACCCAAAAUGUGCUGGUCUUUUUAAUCAACAGACAACUGGGCAGGCACAGAAGUGACAUCGACCUGUCAAAAUGGGUAUGGAUGCUGUCAUAAAGCAACUCCAGGGUGAACAUGGCCUUGGACAAAAAGUCAUGUGGCUUAUGUGCUGAGACCUGCCCAGAAUUUUGAGGCAUUAAUUACAAUUAGAACAAUAAACUCCUCCCAUGUUUGAGCUAUUAAAA